Molecule: messenger RNA, 2529 nt
Organism: Sinocyclocheilus grahami
Lineage: Eukaryota; Metazoa; Chordata; Actinopteri; Cypriniformes; Cyprinidae
Product: extracellular calcium-sensing receptor-like
Exons: 6
Coding region: 16-2529 (837 amino acids)
Biological process (GO): G protein-coupled receptor signaling pathway
Cellular component (GO): plasma membrane
Molecular function (GO): G protein-coupled receptor activity
Source: RefSeq, a predicted model, not a curated record
AACGCAUUCUUUGGGAUGUCUGUCUUUUUUUGCAUACUUCUGCUUUUCUUUCAACUUCAUGCAAAGGCAGAAAAGUCUCUUUGCCGUAUGAUGGGAGACCCUAAGUACCCGCUCUUAUCAAAGGAUGGAGACGUAACUAUUGGAGCACUUUUUCCAGUCCACAGCAUAGAGACAGUACCUUCAUUUAAGUUCAUGCAAAAGCCUCAGCUUUUAUCAUGCUCAAGUGUGAGUCUACGAGAUUUUCGAAUGGCUCAAAUCAUGAUCUUUGCCAUUGAGGAGAUUAACACAAGUGUAACUUUACUUCCAAAUGUUUCAAUUGGUUACCAAAUUUAUGAUACCUGUGGUUCAAUACUAUCUUCUAUGGGUGCAAAUAUGGCAUUAAUGAAUGGUCAAGAAUUUGUAUCAGGGGACAGAUGCAAUGGACAGUCUCCUAUACAUGCUAUCAUAGGAGAAACAGAGUCUUCCAACACAGUGAUUUUGUCCAGAACUACUGGGCCUUUUAAAAUUCCUGUGAUAAGUCCCUCAGCCUCAUGUGAAUGCCUCAGUAAUAGAAAAGAUUAUCCCUAUUUCUUUAGGACUAUUGCUAGUGAUUACCACCAGAGCAGAGCAAUUGCAUACAUAAUCAAGCAUUUUGGCUGGUCUUGGGUGGGGGCUGUGAACAGUGACAAUGAUUAUGGAAACUAUGGAAUGGCUAUAUUUCUAAAUACAGCUGAGAAAGAGGGCAUUUGUGUGGAGUAUUCUGUGAAAUUUCAGAGAAAAGAGCCUGAAAAACUCAGAAAUGUUGUAGACACAAUAAAAAAAGGCACUGCAAAAGUCAUUAUCGCAUUUCUGACCAAUUUUGAGAUGAACAAUCUACUUGAUCAGUUAAUUAUUCAGAACAUGACGGGCCUACAAGUAAUAGGUGUGGAGGCAUGGAUAACAGCAGACAGUAUGAUCACUUCAAAUAGUUUUCAAGUUCUAGGAGGAUCACUAGGGUUUGCAGUGAAAAAAAAUAAUAUUGAAGGUUUUGCGGAUUUUGUUAUAAAAGAAUUCUGGGAAACAGCUUUUCCAUGCACACAGACUGAGGGCAAUUCUUCACAAAAUGAAUUAAUUUGCAACGUAUAUCAGGAUCUCCUUGUGCUGAAAAGCAACAAUGAAGAUGUGCCAGAACAAAGAUAUGCUAGCAACGUCUACAAAUCAGUUUAUGCUGUGGCUCAUUCACUACACAAUCUGCUAAAGUGCAAAGAAAAGGAGGGUUGUAAAACAGAUGCGAAAAUACAACCACAGCAGGUGGUUGAGGCUCUGAAAAAGGUAAAUUUUACCAUAAAGAUGGGAGAUCAUGUGUGGUUUGACAGCACUGGUGCAGUUGUAGCCCAAUAUGAAGUUGUGAACUGGCAGCAGGACUCAAAUGGAUCAAUCAAGUUUAAAACAGUUGGAUACUAUGAUGCCUCACUGCCCCCUGACCAGCAUUUUGUACUCAACACUGAAAACAUAAUCUGGGCUGGAGGACAGCUCGAGAAACCAAGGUCUGUGUGCAGUGAGAGCUGUCCUCCAGGCACUAGGAAGGCUGCACAGAAAGGAAGACCCGUCUGCUGUUAUGACUGUAUCCCAUGUGCAGAAGGAGAAAUCAGUAAUGAGACAGAUUCAAAUAACUGCAAGCAGUGUCCAGGGGAAUACUGGUCUAAUGCUGAGAAAAAUAAAUGUGUGUUAAAGGCUGUAGAGUUUCUGUCAUUCACAGAAGUUAUGGGUAUAGUGCUAGUCUUUUUCUCACUCUUUGGAGUAGGAAUAACAGCGCUGGUAGCUGUACUGUUUUACAACAAAAAGGACACCCCCAUAGUAAAAGCCAACAACUCAGAACUGAGCUUCCUGCUGCUCUUCUCAUUGAUUCUGUGUUUCCUCUGUUCACUUACUUUCAUUGGUCAGCCCACUGAGUGGUCCUGUAUGUUACGUCACACUGCGUUUGGAAUCACUUUUGUCCUCUGUAUCUCCUGUGUUCUGGGGAAAACAAUAGUGGUGAUAAUGGCCUUCAAGUCGACACUUCCAGGAAGUAAUGUCAUGAAAUGGUUUGGGCCAGCACAACAACGACUCAGUGUUCUUGUCUUUACACUAAUACAGAUUUUUAUCUGUGUACUAUGGCUAACAAUAUCUCCUCCAUUCCCUUACAAAAAUAAGAAAUAUUACAAAGAAAAGAUUAUUCUCGAGUGCAGUCUGGGUUCUACUAUAGGUUUUUCUGCUGUUCUGGGUUAUAUUGGCCUACUGGCUGUCUUGUGCUUUAUUAUGGCUUUUCUGGCUCGCACACUGCCUGAUAAAUUCAAUGAAGCAAAAUUCAUUACAUUCAGUAUGCUUAUAUUCUGUGCUGUAUGGAUCACAUUUAUCCCAUCUUAUGUUAGCUCCCCAGGGAAAUUAACUGUAGCUGUGGAGAUAUUUGCAAUUUUAGCUUCAAGCUUCGGUUUACUAUUUUGCAUAUUUGCACCGAAAUGUUAUAUAAUCAUGUGUAAGCCUGAACAAAAUACAAAGCAGCAUAUGAUGGGGAAGAUUUACAACAAAUAA